Molecule: messenger RNA, 1907 nt
Organism: Vespa crabro (European hornet)
Lineage: Eukaryota; Metazoa; Arthropoda; Insecta; Hymenoptera; Vespidae
Exons: 6
Coding region: 245-1261 (338 amino acids)
Source: RefSeq, a predicted model, not a curated record
ACAAUAUAGUGAUUUAAUUCUUUCAUUUUUGGCCUCUAAAUCUACACACAUAUUCUAGUAUUUACAUGUUUUUGGUUAAAUGCAAUAUAUGAUAUAGUUCAUGCAAUUGUCCAGUUUAUGUUAUGUAGUUGAUGAGUGUGUUUGUAUAUAAUAUUGUCAAAAUAGUGACAAUGUUGUGAAAUAAAAUAUAAAUUUUAUAUCUUUUUAUUAUUAAUAAACAUUUGUAUUGCUAUUUAGUAACAUAAUGUCAACAGGAAAUUCAAGAAAACAACGGAUCGUGAAUGUUCUCCGUAAAUUUAAAUUUGAAGAAUUAGAAAAUGCUGUAUUACCAGUUUUUCCAGAAACAACGUGGAAUCAUGUGAGGUCCCAAUUGAUAAAACAUCAUGAAAAUUUUACAACUGCGAAUGUUGCUGCUAUUUUAGAAGAAAUAAUAAAUGAUACUAAAAUACAAGAGAAAGUAUUAAGACAACGAUUAAUGAAAUUAGAAUUAAUUGACAUAAGUAGACAUAAACGAAAGCAUUGGUAUACUUACAGUGUAUCAGACUCUAAUAAUGAACCUCUUCAUAUUGGGACUGGAGAUUUUAAACAAAGUGUAAAGGAAAAACUUGAUAGACAAAAAUUAUUGUCUACAAAAAUAGAAGUCGAUGCCAUAGUUUUUAAUGGUAUCAUGUACUUAAGUAUAAAAUAUAUAAAGAGAAAUAAUGUAAAAGUCCCAGCAAAUUAUUUUGCUUUAUUCUUGGACCAAAAGUAUUUAUUUUCUGCCAAAAAAAAUCCCCCAAACAUCUUUAUAGAUGCAAUAACUCAUAGUAUGGGCUAUAAUAAACACAAAAGCAUUGAUUUAAGAGGUAAAGAUCUUAUGUCUUUAAUGAGAUUACUUCGACUACGAAUACAAGGCGCUUUAAGUGCAGCAGAUAUCAUAAAUAAAACAACGUACCAAGAUGCUCAACCUAUAAUCAGAGAUACAGGUAUUGAUUAUACACAAGAAAGACAAAGGAGAAAUUUUACAGAAAAUUGUUUUGGUGUAAAUCCACCAACAUUAGAUACACUCGUUGUUAGGGGACCAAAUAGUUCUAUUAGUGAUAGAGAAGUAGCAUCACGAUUAACAAAUGAUAUUAUUCAAGUAGGGUGGGAGUUUCGUAGCGAAGAUGUAAUUAUGUUUUUAACAACUUUAUUUGAAAGAGGAAUACUUCUUGCUCCUUUACCUCCUUAUAUUUCUAAUCUUAUGUCAAUGGGAAGGAAUGAGUUGACUCUUGAAGAGUAACAAUUUUGUAAUAUUUAGAAAAAAUAAAUGAUAUUCAUAAUAUUGCUUUAUAAUAUAUCAUUUUCAAUUACAAUGCUGUAAAAUUAAAAAAUACAAAAGAAAUAAAAUAUUAUAAGCUGUAUAAAUAUAAUAUAACAAAAUAACAAAUAAUUUUUAAUAAGUUAAUAUACUUGUAAAAAUAUAAAAAAAAUAGUAUUUAAACUUAAUACUGAAUGACAAAUCUUAGACAGUUCGACAGUUUGACAGAUUGUAUAAAAUUAUAAUUAAUACUGACAGCGCAAAUUAUUCAUAAUAUCAUUAUUUUAAUCAUUUAUAAAUUAUUUAUCAUUAUAACAUUUAAAUCUUUUUUUACAUUAUACCAAAAAAUAUUUUAUACAAGUAAAGUUUAUUUUUAUCACAAUUUAUAUAUUUAUCAUAAAAAUUACAGAUGAACAAAUAUCAUUAAUCAUGAAUAAAAUAUCAUUAUUUGUUUUUUAACUUUUGCUUUUCUAAAAACGUCUGAAUUUAGCCAACAAAAUUUUGCUUGUAUCAAGUAUUCCAUUAGUGAAUGUAGCACAUCUUGACAAGUGUAUGAUAUUAAUUUAGUGAAAUGUAGAACAUUUAAAAUAAAUUUGUGCUAAUAAAUGAAGCUAUAGAUAACUAGAAA